GUUCGCUGGAUUCUAUAACAACAAAAGACUCAGCCGGGAGCCGAGACGGGCCGACGCAACAGGGAGCCUUGAAGGGACUGAGGGGACCGCCGCCCUGCCAACCUACCUCAGUAGCCGCCGUCCAGCUUCGCUCUGCCCCGACGUUCGCAGGACGGUUUUUGUAGCAACUGUUUACAAACCAUGCCUCUCUGCAUCCAGUGCCUCAGCUGAUAAAAGUUUUUAUGCACUUUAAUCUUCUACCUGCACCCUUAAACUUUGGUUGGUACGUUGUGGAGUGGUACCUCAUUUUGUGGGCACAAACAAAACAUCUUAGUGAUGUUCCAGAGGCUGAAUAAUAUGUUUGUGGGAGAACUCAGUAAUUUGCCCAGCCAAGAACCAGAGUUCAGUGAGAAAGAAGAAGAAGAAGAGUGGAUUCUGGUAGACUUUAUCGAUUCCUGUUCAAACUUUUCUACUGUUGAUGAAGAGGAGGAGGAAGUGGAUAACAUCUGCAAACCACCUCCUGAUGACCACUCGCCCAUCUUCUCUUGUCUGUCUGAUUCCUUGGACUGCUUGGCAGAUGCCAGUGAAUCCUGCUUCAUCCAAUUAGACUCGUGCUCCAUGGAAGAAAGCUGGUUCAUCACUCCCCCUCCGUGUUUUACAGCAGGUGGUUUAACCACUCUCAAAGUAGAAACCAGCCCACUGGAAAAUCUGCUUAUUGAACAUCCCAGCAUGUCUGUAUACGCAAUCCAUAAUACCUGUCACAACCUCAACAAGAACAGUUGUGAUGAAAAGGAAGAACAGGAGGAGGAAGAGGAAGAGGAGGAGGAAGUAGAGUCCCACGAUGAAAGCAAUCAUAGAUCUGAAGCCCAAAGCAAAAUGGGCCAACACGUCCAAUGCUACAUUGCUGCACUUGCUGCUCAUUCAACUUUUCUUGAACAAAGUACCAAGAGUUUUCGUCCUUCCCAGUGGAUAAAAGAGUUCAGCGAAAGACAAUCCUUGAACAGAAACUAUCUCCGUCGCCAAAAUCUCACCAGGGAUCCCUACACACGGCAACUCAAGAGCAGCGGAUUUUUUGUUCACCAGCCUUGCCAGCGUCAGUAUAAUUACUGAGAGUAUUUUGCAUUUUUCUCCCCAGAAAUAAUAUUUGUUAACUAUUGUGAGACAAUGAAGGUGAGAACUGUCUUAGGAUGCUCGUGAGUUGUUUUUACACAAUCACUUGAGUGUUACAAUUCAGUUGAAAACCACUUUGGUUUCAGUGUCACAGAAUGCCUUUUCAAUGUUUUGUUUGUAGCUAGUAAACAUAUACAGUAUGUGUAGUAAUGUUUGUGUGAUUGUGCCUCUUUGCCUCCUUGUGACAGACUUUAUAAAUUUUAUUAGGUAUGGAUGGGUUUGUUUGUUUUUUAUAUUCGUAUUUACAGCCAAGAUACAAGGCAUCUUUCAGCCUUCUUGUAGUUACAGAAUUUCUCAGGGUCACCCAUACACUUGCAAUGAUCUGUGUAUACUGUAGAUUGUCUUUUAAAAUAGUAACACAACCAUCAAAAUACAGUGGCCUAAAUGGCAUUAUAUUCCUAAUAUGGAAUUGAUUUUCUAUGUAGCAGUAGAAGGAAGGUGAAGAGGAAAAAUGUGUAACCUAAUAUCUUUCUAUAUAGUUUUCAAAAUCUCUGUUUUAGUAUGGUUUAUCAGUUUCCUGUGCAACAGAGGUCCUUUGUAGAAUGUAAUAGACCUACAAGUGAAGAAGAGGGCAAACCAGGUUUUGAGUAUGUGUUCCAGUCGUCCUAUUCUUGUAUAAUUAAAUGAUGGGAAUUGUAGACCAAUAUACCUACUAUCCAGUUUGGGAAAGACUAUUUUGAAGAACAGGAAUACACUUUUCAAAAAAAAAGCAAUGAUCCUUUGAGGGAAAAUCCAAAAUCUAUUACUUGCUGAUAGUUAAAGACCAUUUGAAAUUUAACCCAAUUUUCUAGGACUCUCAAUCAGGCAAGAAGCUACAGAAAUGGAAUAGGAAGUAAGAAAGUUCCAAAAUUACGCCAGAUAUCUCAAGUUUGAGACUUGCAGUUUAAAGUCAGUUCCAAGAUGGCUAUAGAUUGAGUAUAGAUUCAGUGUUGAGUUUUAUUGGUUUCAGGUUACACCUAAUCUCCACAGACAAAGGAAACAAUACAAAAACACAAAGAUGAUCAGUGUGGCAAAGAGCCACACUUAGAUAAAAUGAAACAUUCCUUCUUAUUGUUAUGCCAAGCUAGAGAGUAUGUUUUUUCUUGGUGUGCUGUCUAAAGUCAAUUACGCAAAACAAUGCAAUGUUACUUGGUGACUAUUUUACAACAUAAUAUUUAAUCAAAUGUUUUGGAAACUUGUUCAGGUUAAUAGGGCUGAAAUGCAUAAAUCUUCUGCCCUGGUUUGUUUAAAUCAUUGCCUGCUGUGGGUGUUGCAUUUUUCAAAAUCCUCUUUUGUUUAAAUGUGAGGUAUAGAAUGUUUUUUUCCAGGUUUUAUUAAUUGUGGUUAGGACACACUACGGGAAUAUAGUCUAUAAAAGAAAUGGAUAAUUGCUAAAGUAGAAAUCUGAAAAUCCUCUGGCUGUUGUUUCCUAGGCAAUCCAAAUUUGUCACUGUGCAACUGUGUAUUCCUCGCUUGAGCUUAACUAACUGUUCCCUGAUAUUCUAAAAAAAGAUUCAUGUUUUUAUAUAGACACUAAUUGUCAAAUAUCCCAAAAGAAGAGUCCAAAGAAUUUACAAGCAAUUUAAAACCACAGAUGGCAAAGUUCAGUAGCUUUUUGUUUUGUUUGUUUUCGGCUUCCAGGAUUCAGGAGAGAUGUUUCUCCAUUAAAUUCCUGUGAUUUGAAUCCUGUUGCUCAGUUUCUAAAAACUGCUAAAGCAUUCCUUGUUUUAGUAGUCACUCAGGACCUUUCAUCUGUCAAAUUCACAGCACCAUCACUGUAUUUUCCCCCCUCCCAAAAAUAACUCAGGAACCCCUUUCAAGUUUGGCUUGGAUUUUAAAUUGAUUAAGUGAAAUAAUGUACUGUAUCAGCAAGUGACUCUUAGUUGUCUUCAUCUCCCCACCACCAAACUAUUGUAUUCUCAUUAUUUACUUUUAGGAAUUUUAAAAUAAAGGCCACAUUUAUUUCUGUAUUCCUGAUUUAGCCAGAAUUUGAAGUUAGGACUUCUAAUUGAGAGGUACAGUUGCUGUCUUUACUGGAAAACUUGCUAGUGAUGGGGAAAAAGAAAUACGUGCUUGUCAGUUUUUAAUAUUGGAAAUAAUGCUAUGGUAAAAGGGAUUUUUACAUACAACUUUAAGCCUGACUCUUUCCUUGUAUAUUUAUAUAGCUUGUUUUAUUGCCUGGAAUUAUUAGAGUAUUAGAAUUUGUUGCUUUUCAAACAAUGUGUGUUUUGUGGCUAGAAUAUGACUUUUUAUAUUAUAUCUGUAUAUU
Notechis scutatus (mainland tiger snake) is the source of this 3397-nucleotide messenger RNA. RefSeq names its product tumor protein p53 inducible nuclear protein 1 (gene TP53INP1). Gene Ontology annotation, biological process: positive regulation of DNA-templated transcription; autophagosome assembly. Gene Ontology annotation, cellular component: autophagosome; nucleus. NCBI's taxonomy places the organism in Eukaryota, Metazoa, Chordata, Lepidosauria, Squamata, Elapidae. The record is from RefSeq and is a predicted model, not a curated record.